UCGAGGAGUCGAGGAGUCGAGGAGUCGAGGGGCCGGGAGUGGCAAGGGGUCCACGCGGCGGAGGGAAGCUGCGCUCCUAUAUGUAGCCCCGAAUCUUAGCCGAACCGACUACUACGCUCGAAUCUUACGUAGCGUACGCACCCUUUGCUCCUUCGUCUCCUGCCGAUCCUCUUCCUUCACGCGACUCCGUCUAUUCGUCAUUGCGGUUUUUUAAUUAUUUUCACCUGAUCGAGAGGGUAGUUACCCUGCUCCGGAAGAGCAGCGAGACCGACUCGCGACUCCUUUGAUUGGUGAUGGUGUCCCGCGAAGACCAGUGAACCGCGAGACGUGACACGCGAGUGAGCCUCAUUGGAUAUCGAGUGCUAUGACAGCUUCCUAGACUCGAAGACUCGAAGACUCGAAGAUUCUCCUCCGCGAGUUGCCCACGAUGCCACGGGCCUUCCUGAUAACGCAUCGCCGCUACAACGGCCCCGAAGAAUUCGCAGAAACCCUGCAAGAUUACAGUCCGGAAAGAGGAGUGAGACUGGCCGAGUACGGAGGCGGCCAGCCGACUUCGGACGGAGUGAGUGACUGUGGAAGCGAAACUUCCUCCGAAUGUCCCGAGGAACUUUAUAACUUGACUAAACUGGCGGAGGUCAGUCUGGCCGCAGCUGCAGGAACUCUCAUUCAUCCCGACAAUCUCCUUUGCCAGCGAUCUCUGUCGCCGACCCGACCGAACGACAGAUAUCGGAUGAGCCCCGCAGCCUCCUCGAAACAUCAGCACCACCACCACCACCACCACCACCAUCAUCAACGUCCGCACCAGUAUCAUAAUCAUGAGGAAAUCCGAUUGGAGCAUCAUGCCUACCACCGUCAUGGCUUUCAGCGUCAGGUGCACCAACACAGCCAUCACGCGUCCUCCUGUCAGCAGCAACAACAACAGCAGCGAGAUGAGCAGGAAUACGAGACUUUACGUAAACCAGGGACGAUCGAGGACGUGACUCUUCGGGAGCGAUCGCGACUCUUCUUUGAGAGAAUUGAAAGGGAGCGUGAGAUCCUCGAAGGAGUACCACGGGAUUCGGAGAAGAAACUCUCAUCCUCCGAGAAGGAGACCAAGCGUGGAUGCCCUCCUGCGAUCGCACCCUCGAAGAGCGCCUCAGCCGUUGCGCCGGCAGCCGCAAAGCCGGCCUCGGGCGCAAUUCCACGGCACGGCACGGUCCAGGCCGAAUCAAGUAAGGCUUGCGGCGAGGACAACGAAGAGCACGAGUGCCCUGACUGCGGAAAGAAGUACUCCACGUCGUCGAAUCUAGCAAGACACAGACAGACCCACAGGUCCCUGGGGGACAAGAAGGCAAGAAGAUGCCCACACUGCGACAAGGUCUACGUGAGCAUGCCAGCGUACAGCAUGCACGUCAGGACCCACAAUCAGGGAUGCAAGUGUCACUACUGCGGAAAGUGUUUCUCUCGUCCGUGGCUUCUGCAGGGUCACAUUCGCACGCACACCGGCGAGAAGCCCUUCAAGUGCACAAUCUGCAACAAGGCUUUCGCCGAUAAAUCGAAUCUUCGGGCGCAUAUUCAAACGCAUUCGAAUACGAAGCCGCACGUUUGCACUCGUUGCGGCAAGGCCUUCGCCCUGAAGUCCUACCUUUAUAAGCACGAGGAGUCUUCCUGCAUGCGAGCGCAUCAUCGAACACCCGCCGAAAAACGUGAGGCCUCUUCCGAGAGGCUGGCCUUUGCUUCAUCCGCUUCUCCAGCCUCCACCGCAACGACAUCGAGCACGGCGACAAUCACUCCUCUCUCGAUUACUCAAAGUUCCAGAUCCAUAAAUACGACGCUUGGCUCGACAACGAGAGCGCAAAUCGAUGCUGAGGUCAAUGAGAGAGAGAGAUCGGGCCCCAGUGUCAUUGUUCCGCGACGGGGUUUGUCCGAUCCCUUCGGUGACCUAAGUCGAACAGCCGAAACUUCAGGAAAAACUUUACGGCCCACCGCGUUCUCGGCCAUUAUAAAGCAUACGAAGCUCUCCCAGCAUCAAUAUCAGCAGCCUCAGCAACUGGAACAAGAAGAGGAAAAGGAUGGGCAAGAACGACAACCGACAAUGUCGAAGCGCCGCUGUCGGGAGCCAAAUACAAGAGACUCUAUUUGUUUGAAUAAAAUGGCCGAAAUCUCAAGGACGAAAGAGGCGUCGAAAAUGAUAUCAGAGGAGUCGCCGGAGCUGGAGUCAAAGCCAGAGUCUACGAAAUCGAAAUCAAAAAUUGAAGCCUCCGACUCUGAUGAGCAAUCUGAGUACGUAUCGCGAAUGGUCAUAAGGACUUCCGUGAUAUCGCCGAAUCCUGAACAUCUGGGACGCUUAAGUUCCCUCGUUGGAAAAAAUCCGACCACGUUCGAUUUGAUUGAACCCUCAAGGACUUCGAGGAUCAGCCUGAACCUCGCUAUCGGCUGAGGUCACCGAUUAUUAUUCCAAAUACCAUCCUAUUAGGGGACCAUCUAGAAUCUAAUUUGAGCCUUUUAAGUAAUGCAUCGAGGAGAAGUAAUAGAGACAAUGGCAAUGUGCAAACACACACACACAGAGAGAGAGAGAGAGAGAGAGAGAGAGAGUGAAUGUAUGAGAGUGUGAGAGAAAGUUAGAAUGCGAGUGUGUGCGGGUGUGCGGGUGUGCGUAAUGACUGAUUGCGAGUGUAACAAAGAGAACAGCGAAGAGAGGGAUCAGUCUUAUCCCUGUACUUGGACCUAUUAGGUUAAGAGAAAUAGUCCUUCUUGUAGAGACGCGCUCUUCGAGGCAGCUACGAAUGCACUUCCUUGUAAAUAUUAAGGAGUUCAGUGUUGCACGAGAGAAACAAAGGAAAUGUGUGUUCGCGAUCUUUACGUUUGAUUCCCAUAUUUCCGUAUUCCGUAAUCCGUAAUCUGUAAUUCCGUAUUUUAUAUUCCGUUACCAAAUGUAUAGUCAAGUAGCGGAAAGAGAGUGUACGAGCUAGUCGAAGUUAUUUCGUGAUCGAUCCCACCUUUAUUCGUCCAGAUUGUGAAGACUCAAAGAAACAUUGGCACUUGAUCUCUUAUCGGAUCUUUGUCGAAUCUCACAAUCAGUAAGAAACCAGUCGCUGUAGGUACUGGGAUGUAACGCAGAAGAUGAUGGUGGGGAUGUUCGUUUUAUAUAUGUAUAUAAUCAAGAUAUAUCUACAUUUUCUCUAUCCACAAAUAUAUAUAUAUAUAUAUAUAUAAUAUACAUACGUGUG
This is a messenger RNA of Cephus cinctus (wheat stem sawfly), 3209 nucleotides long. RefSeq names its product zinc finger protein 699. Gene Ontology annotation, molecular function: DNA-binding transcription factor activity, RNA polymerase II-specific; RNA polymerase II cis-regulatory region sequence-specific DNA binding. The coding region runs from base 428 to 2419 and encodes 663 amino acids. Lineage: Eukaryota; Metazoa; Arthropoda; Insecta; Hymenoptera; Cephidae. Gene Ontology annotation, biological process: regulation of DNA-templated transcription. The transcript is spliced from 3 exons. The record is from RefSeq and is a predicted model, not a curated record.